Colletotrichum navitas is the source of this 956-nucleotide messenger RNA. RefSeq lists its product as uncharacterized. The coding region runs from base 267 to 869 and encodes 200 amino acids. The record is from RefSeq and is a predicted model, not a curated record. The transcript has a single exon. Lineage: Eukaryota; Fungi; Ascomycota; Sordariomycetes; Glomerellales; Glomerellaceae.
ACUCACAUGAGGGGCGUAACUGUCUCAUAAUGGUCUCUAUAUUUCCUUAUUUGUCACGAUCUGCUUUUUGUCCUUCCUUACAAACAAACCAACCAUGGCUUUCGGUGUUUCAGUGUUUCGAAUUUGGAAACGGUCCAUAGAAUGUACGCUUUCGCCGUACCCAUCAUAAGAUAGCAGUACUUUGAGUUUACAAUACACAAAGUCAAAAUUACGGCACUUCCCAAAUUUCUUCGCUGAGGUUCUAUUGAAGUUGAGAUGGUUUUUCCAUGUCCCGAUGCGGACCGCCCACACCCUACCCUCCCUUUUGCCUCGGGCUUUUUGGAUCUCUUCGUCCCAAGUCAAGGAGUCUCUCGACGGCCUGUCUCGUUAAGUUGGCGUCUAAUCUCUUCGUGGCUACCACUUCGCACCCACUCCCACCUACGAAAUCCCCGAUUUGGGGCGGACCGGGUGGCCACGAGCAUAUCGCGUGCACGUGGUCCCCAUAUGAUCCUCACCUGCUUUCCCCCGCCUCAACCGUAAGUGACCAUCCAAAACGUGGAGCGCGAACUCUACCGCUUAAUAGCACCACCAGCCCACCACACCACCCAUGCGUAACCGUCAUCUCUUGUCUUCGACCCCAUAUUUGUACAACAGAUUGCAAGCAUGCUUCUUCUGGCAUCCCCCUCUUCGACGGCCCGUCUUCUCGUGUUCGGAACCAAAGGGUCCAUACAUCUAUCCAACCCCCCCUUGUCUUUGUGAUCGUCACCCGCUCGCCUGCCCCUCGCCUGGGAACCUUAACCCGUUUUGGGGGAGCUCGAUAUGAGCGGCUGUUUCCGCUUCCCCCCAUCUGUAGAUGGGCUGGGUGGUGUGUGUGUGUGUGUCUACAGUGACAUGCAAUAAGUCUGGGCUCACCACACAAUGUGCCACUUUGAAUAGGUGAGCCCAGACUUGUUACAUGUCACUACGGAGUAUACCUA